This is a messenger RNA of Cyprinus carpio (common carp), 612 nucleotides long. RefSeq lists its product as uncharacterized. The transcript has 5 exons. The record is from RefSeq and is a predicted model, not a curated record. NCBI's taxonomy places the organism in Eukaryota, Metazoa, Chordata, Actinopteri, Cypriniformes, Cyprinidae. Bases 1 to 612 code for a protein of 203 amino acids.
AUGAAUGCAUGUGUAGAAGAGCAGUGGGGAGAGCACAGAGCCCUGAGGAGCUCCAAUGCUGAUGGUGUGGGUGUUGGAUGCUUUGUCCCCACUACUGUAGGCACCAUAUUUGGACUGGCAAAGCUGUUUGGGUUUAGCACUGACCCAAGUGAUUGGCAUCUGAGAAGAUUAAUAAAAUCAAGUGAGCCACAGAGAUGGCAUCGUCCAAGAGCACAGGGAGUACAUCCAGAGGCAGUGAGUGAACUUCUUGUCCUAAAACCAAAAUCAGUUGGGAAUACUGGAAUCAAGUCUACCCUACACAAGGGUUACACAGGUCCCCUUCCAGAUGCUGAUGUCUUGGCUUCUGGUGCAAAACUAAGUCAGAUUAAUCCCAAGCCUUUGCUGGCACACAUACUUGAUGGCAUGUCAAAAGUAGAGUUGGUCCCCUCACAAUUCAGUCCUGUACCUCAUGGCAAUCCACUUUCAUACCAAUGUCUCCCUAUAGCUGCAGGUGUUCCUGAUGUUAAUUUUCCCCCACUACCUGUGCUUGGUUAUCAGUUUGGCUGUAAUUUUAAAUUUGUGCCCCACACACCAUCAAGCACUUCAUCUGGAGUCUAUAAAGGUUACCCAUAG